AUGGCGUCAGACUUGGAUCAGCUCAUUGAAAUGGGCUUCGACAAAGAACGCGCCCAGAUCGCGGUCACGACAACAGGUGGUUUACAGGGUGCUUUGCAGUGGCUCGAAGAUAAUCAGGACAAAUCGUUGGAGGAAAUCCAAGCUCAGUCUGCGGCACAGGAGGAGGAGGGCCCCGCACUCCAACCUGGUGAAGCACCGCGCAGCUUGGUUUGCAAUGAUUGUGGCAAGAAGUUCCGAAGCACCGCACAGGCUGAAUUCCACGCUUCCAAGUCGCAACAUGUCGAUUUCUCAGAGUCCACGGAAGAGAUUGCCCCCUUGACUGAGGAGCAGAAGAAGGAUCGAUUGGCAGAGCUCCGGGAGAAGCUUGCAGCGAAGCGGGCAGGACAAUCUGAGCAGGACAAAAUUGACAAGAAGAACAACGAGAAAAUUCGACAGAAGAGCACGAAAGAGAGCCAAGACGCCAAGGAGGAGCUCCAGCGGAAACAAAUGUUGAAGGAAGCGGCAGCCAAGAAAAAGGAGAAGCAAGAUGAAAUCGAUGCAAAGAAGCGUAUCAAGGCAAAGAUCGAGGCGGACAAGGAGGAAAGACGCCUGAAGGCUGAGCGUGAACGAGCUGAGCGUGCCGGCGUCGCCCCUCCUCCUAUGCCAGCUGCUGCACCAGCGCCCACUGCUUCGGGUCCAACUACCUCUAAGCCAGCUUCUGCAUACACAGAAACCCGCUUGCGAUUCCAGUCACCCAAUGGGAACAUCAUGAAGACCCUCCCCGUUGACACCACGCUGUUCGAAGUUGCCGCAGUACUGAAGGAGCAAGAUGGAAUUGAGGUCCAAAGCUUCGUGCAGACCUUCCCCAAGAAGGUAUUUGAUGCAGAGUUCUUUGGGGAGACUUUGAAGGAGUUGGGACUUGUUCCCAGUGCAUCUUUAGUCGUCCAAUAA
This is a messenger RNA of Penicillium nucicola, 930 nucleotides long. RefSeq names its product UBA and UBX domain-containing protein. The coding region runs from base 1 to 930 and encodes 309 amino acids. Lineage: Eukaryota; Fungi; Ascomycota; Eurotiomycetes; Eurotiales; Aspergillaceae. Gene Ontology annotation, molecular function: protein binding. The record is from RefSeq and is a predicted model, not a curated record. The transcript has 3 exons.